This is a messenger RNA of Colletotrichum chrysophilum, 912 nucleotides long. RefSeq lists its product as uncharacterized. NCBI's taxonomy places the organism in Eukaryota, Fungi, Ascomycota, Sordariomycetes, Glomerellales, Glomerellaceae. The record is from RefSeq and is a predicted model, not a curated record. The coding region runs from base 1 to 912 and encodes 303 amino acids. The transcript has a single exon.
AUGCCUCAAUUUCGCCAGGAAGAUAUUCCUGAACUCAAAGACCAAAUCAUCAUCGUCACCGGCGGAAACGCAGGACUGGGGUUCGAAACGGUGAAGCAGCUCGCAUCCCGCAAUGCCGCCCGCAUCUACCUCGCCGCCAGGUCGCAAGAGAAAGCCGAGCAAGCCAUCAAGGACAUCCAGACGGCAAACCCCGCCGCAAAGAAUAUCAGCUUCCUCAAGCUCGACCUCGCAUCCCUCAAGAGCGUGAAAGCCGCCGCUUCCGCCUUCCUCUCCCAAGAAACCCGCCUCGACAUCCUCGUCAACAACGCAGGUAUCAUGAUGACCGCAGAGGGCCUCACGAAAGACGGCUACGAGAUCCAAUUCGGCACCAACGUCGUCGGCCCCGCGCUCUUCACCCAGCUGCUCCUCCCCACCAUGCGCGAGACCUCCGAAGUCAACCGCGAAACACGCGUCGUGAUGCUCGGAUCUGCAUCCCACUCUAUGGCGCCGAGCAACGUUUACAACUUUGCCGAAUUCCGCACCACGAUGCCCGACCGCGCGACGACGCAGCGCUACACGAUUUCCAAACUGGCUGAUUUGCACUACGCCAAGGCCCUGGCGGAGAGAGAGCAGAGUGUCAAGAUUAUCCCCGUGCACCCCGGCAUGGUCGCGACGAACCUCCAUCACGCCUCGGCGGGGUUCUUCCUGCGCCCGUUUCUGUAUGCAGCCAUUGCUUUCGCUACGCCUGUUGAGAAGGGCGCGCUGUCCCAGAUCUGGGCGGCUGUCAGCCCGGAAGCGAAGAGUGGGCAGUACUACGGCCCGGUUGGGAAGGCGGAGUCGGGAUCUAAGGCGAGCCAGAACCGCGAGCUUCAGGAGGCGUUGUUUGCGUAUAUUCAGACGGAGUUGGAAGGUCAUGUUGAGAAGAUGGCGUAG